AUGCCCGACGCGCUCUGUGUUGUGGGCUCCAUGUUUGGAAUAGUUCUACUCCCUUUAUGUGUUGCAGGCUCAGAGGAAGGACAGCAAGAAUGUGGCCCCUGCUACAUGAUAAACAUGGGCGCUGUGGUCGGCAUCUUCGCCUCAGACAUUAUCUUGACCGUCUUCCUCAUCAUCUCUGUGUUCUACUUAGCAAGUCGCCAAGGGAGAAGAAGGGAGCGAGAGUCUCACGAUGGUAGAAGAAAUCUAUCUUUAUCUGCUUCAAAGAAAAUGACGCCAGAAGUCACAGAAUCUCCAUACCAGGAACUACAUGGAGUGCAGUCAGAUAUCUACAAUGAGCUUCAACACUUUAGGAAAUGACAGAAUGUGGAAAACA
Molecule: messenger RNA, 373 nt
Organism: Fundulus heteroclitus (mummichog)
Lineage: Eukaryota; Metazoa; Chordata; Actinopteri; Cyprinodontiformes; Fundulidae
Product: transmembrane immune signaling adaptor TYROBP
Exons: 5
Coding region: 1-357 (118 amino acids)
Biological process (GO): negative regulation of transforming growth factor beta1 production; neutrophil activation involved in immune response; positive regulation of macrophage fusion
Cellular component (GO): cell surface
Molecular function (GO): signaling receptor binding
Source: RefSeq, a predicted model, not a curated record